Molecule: messenger RNA, 1554 nt
Organism: Eremothecium cymbalariae DBVPG#7215
Lineage: Eukaryota; Fungi; Ascomycota; Saccharomycetes; Saccharomycetales; Saccharomycetaceae
Gene: PSD1
Product: phosphatidylserine decarboxylase 1
Exons: 1
Coding region: 1-1554 (517 amino acids)
Biological process (GO): phosphatidylethanolamine biosynthetic process
Cellular component (GO): mitochondrion
Molecular function (GO): phosphatidylserine decarboxylase activity
Source: RefSeq, a predicted model, not a curated record
AUGCUCAAAUCUGGAGCCAAUAUGUUGAUGUACAGAAAUAGAAACUUGAGAUUAAACAUAAACAUAACCAGCAGUAGUAGCUGGAUGGUGGCUCGUCGUGGAUUUAAUGCAGGGAUGCGGUUGAAGAGGAAAACAAAUGAAUUCAUUUGGUAUUCCAGGCGGUAUUAUUCCUCUGCGAAAGAACAUGGCGAGCAACACCGGCAGCAGGCCGUUCGUUUCGCCUCAGUUUCUGGUGGCAGGAAUCUAACCAUGACGAAGUUGUUUGUUAUGACAGGGGUGACGCUUAUCUUUGGGUCUUUGAUCUUUCAUCAGCAGAAGAGAUGGGAAGAGGCAAGAGAGGGUGACGGUAAGGAUGAUACAAAGCACAAGGCUAAAAUUAGGAUAUUCAACAACAACUGGUUUUUUUUCUGUUAUUCGACAUUACCUUUGAACGCCAUGUCAAGAAUCUGGGGCCAAGUGAAUUCCUUAGCGCUUCCUGUGUGGUUAAGGCCUUGGGGAUAUAAAUUGUAUUCCAUUUUCUUUGGAGUUAACUUGGAAGAAAUGGACGAUCCAGACUUGACACACUAUGAAAAUUUGUCUCAAUUCUUUUAUCGAACGAUCAGACCUGAAUGUAGGCCUAUAGAUGAUCGUGAGAAUGUCAUUGUUUGUCCCAGUGAUGGCAGAGUGUUACAGUUAGGGAUCAUCGAUUCGGAAACUGGCGACGUUGAGCAAAUUAAAGGUAUAACUUAUUCCGUAAAAGAAUUCCUAGGUACGCAUGCUCACCCUAUGAUAACUAGAGGUAGUUCUUCUGAAGCGUUAGCUUCAAAUGAAGGUGAUGAACAUAAACAUAGGGAAUUUGCUCGUUUGAACAAUAUACCAUAUUCCCUCCGAGAUCUUAUCGGUGAUACCCCGGGGGACCAUACUCCUGAGUCUCAUAUUCAACCAAUUCAAUAUGAGUCUGAAGGAGACACGGUCUUGCCAGAAGCGAAAAUCUAUGCGUCGAAAACAAUGAAACUUCUUGGUGAAUUGUCCACUCAUUUCGUUGAUAAGCUAACAUCUAACGAUCCAAACAACACUCAAUUAUAUUUUGCCGUGAUAUACUUGGCACCAGGUGAUUAUCAUCAUUAUCAUUCUCCGGUUAAUUGGGUUUGUAAAUUACGUCGUCAUUUUCCUGGUGAAUUAUUUUCAGUUGCUCCAUACUUCCAAAGAAACUUUCCAAACUUAUUUAUUCUCAACGAACGAGUAGCGUUAUUGGGACAUUGGAAGCAUGGUUUUUUUAGCAUGACACCAGUAGGUGCUACGAACGUUGGAUCUAUUAAAUUGAACUUUGAUAAAGAAUUAGUUACCAAUUCUAAAGCUAAUAGACAUAAAAAGCCUCAUACGUGUUAUGAAGCUACAUAUGAAACCGCUUCAAAGAUACUUGGAGGCGUCCCUUUGGUUAAAGGUGAAGAAAUAGGUGGGUUUAUGUUAGGUAGUACUGUCGUAUUGUGUUUUGAAGCCCCAGAUAACUUUCAAUUUGAUGUUAAAGUUGGUGACAUAGUGAAAAUGGGUCAAUCCCUGGGCCAAAUUACUUGA